Messenger RNA from Hydra vulgaris (swiftwater hydra), 678 nucleotides. The record is from RefSeq and is a predicted model, not a curated record. NCBI's taxonomy places the organism in Eukaryota, Metazoa, Cnidaria, Hydrozoa, Anthoathecata, Hydridae.
AUGAGGGUUCAGGCCGAAGAAGAGGAAUUCUCUCAAUGGCUUUUAAAACUUGGUUGUGGAACAUUACCUUUAAAAGCAGAUGGUUCCUUUCGCGGGUGCAUUGAGAUUCCUGAGCAAUGCUUGCUUGGAGAAAAUGAAUCUUUAGUAGACAAGAUUUUUGGAGUUGCAGAAGAAGAUGAUUAUGCUAAACGUGCCAUUUUGACACCCAAUAAUGUUGAUUCUUUAGCAAUAAAUGAAGAAGUUUUGGACCGUUUACCAGGUGACGUUAAGGUUUAUUUAAGUGCUGAUACUAUUGAAACAGAUGAUCUUAACGAAAUCAAUUAUUUUCCUGUUGAGUUUUUAAACAGUCUUACUCCAUCAGGAAUGCCUGUUCAUUGCCUAAAGCUAAUAUUUGGUGCUGUUAUAAUGUUACUUCGAAAUUUAGAUCUAAAAGCUGGAGUUUGCAAUGGUACCCGAUUGAUAGUGCGUGCUCUACAAAAUAAUUACAUUGAUGGGCAAGUUCUAACAGGUGUUUCAGUUGGCAAGAGGGUAUUUGUCCCUCGGGUUCAGUUAACACAAUCUGAUUCAAAUUUACCUUUUACUCUUAAGCGUCGUCAAUUUCCUGUAAGAUUAGCAUACUCAAUGACCAUAAAUAAAAGUCAAGGUCAAACUUUUGACAAAGUUGGUUAUAUUUUGUAA